Messenger RNA from Manduca sexta (tobacco hornworm), 8353 nucleotides. RefSeq lists its product as uncharacterized. Lineage: Eukaryota; Metazoa; Arthropoda; Insecta; Lepidoptera; Sphingidae. The record is from RefSeq and is a predicted model, not a curated record.
GAUCUCCAUAACUCCUCGGGUCAUGACAGAUAAGUCGAAUAUAAAUGACAUUAAAAUAAUUCCCAAACGGAAGUCCCGGGAGUCAAUAUCAAGAAAAUCAUCUGAGUCGACUAAUGACGAAGACAAAUUGACUAUUAUAGAGAAAAUCAAAGCGCCAUCGCAUCCCAAUUUGUCGCCGGCUGUUUCGAUCUCGGCGACACCUGUUGCUAUCAAAUCUCCUGAAUCCACGCCCAUGGAAACUGAAGCAUUGCCACCGCCACUAGAGAAUAUCAAACCUCUACCUCAAGAUGCAUCUCUGACUUCCGAAGUCUCGAAGAUAUGUAACAUCAAACCGACUGAGGCAUCUAAACCUGAACUGCCAAGUGCUGCAGAACCAAUCAAAACAGAAACGGAAUCAUCAAGUGUAGAAAACAAAGUAGAGAAUGUCGAAGAAAAAGUAGAAAAAACCACAGUUCCUGAAAUUCCAGUUGAAGAACAAAAGGAGGCACAAAUUGAGACUGAAUUGAAAUUGAAAGCCACAGUCGAGAGUGAAAUCAAAGGUAAAACGACAGUCGAGAGUGAGUUCAAAGUUAAGGCGCCGGUCGAGACAGAAGUUAAAGUUAAAGGGCCGAAAACGAAAUCAGCUCGAAACUCGACCGAGACGCAAGCCGGGCCGAGUAACUCGACUGUCGAAGUUGCCGACAAGAAGAAACGCAAAGACUUGGUUAGGAAAAUUAGUACGACUUCGCAAAAAGACGUAACCGAUGAAAAGACUGAAAAGGCCCAGAAUGAACCAAACUGCGCCGACCGGCUCGUAACCAACGAGCCAGAGAAAGUUACAGAACAAGUGCCCACUGUUGAAGAAAAGCCUGUAGUGGCCGAACCAGAAAGCAAACGCGCCAAGAGUCCAAAGACCGCCAAAGUUGAGACACAGCCCGGUCCUAGCAAUGUAUUCAACGAGACGCCAGAAACUAAAAAACACAAGGAAUAUGUGCUGCGAACUCUUGGCUUGCUUACCCACAAGGCCGCGAAGGAGGCUAAAAUCGAGAAAUUGAAAGAAAAGGAGAGAAUUUAUGGGGGUAUAAUGUCAAAUAAGAGUAAAUCAGCCAAGGCUGGAUUAGGCGAUUACACUGGUACUCUAAAGACUGUAAUAAAGUUGAAUAGGGGGGCUGGAGACCGGGAUAAGAAGAAGCAGAGGACCUCAUUGAAGAUGACGUUUCAGAAGAGCAAGUACCGUUCGGGGAAGCCGACGCCAGAUGUCGGUGACGCCGCGAACGAAGACGAGUACUACACGAUUGAGAGGCGCGAGGGCGUGGCAGGCGCAGCGACAGACGGUGGGCACAGAAAGUCACAUUACAGUAAUCGUCUUAACAACCAUGAAACAGAAGCUGUCCCGGAACCUGCUGAAGCUAAGGAAGGCAACCUGGUGAUCCCGGAGAAGGCGUCUUCCUUCAGCAUCCAUCCUGGGAGGCUGUGCAUGGACCAGUGCUUCUACUGCGGCGGCAAGUUCGGCCUCUUCGAUACGCCGUGCCACAUCGCGCAAAUCAAAAGCUCUGAGAGGCAGAAGAAGAUUCUCGACAACGAGGAGAAGCUGACGAUCGACAGCUGCCUGUGCGACGCGUGCUACCGCCACGUGGACCGCCGCGCCAACUGCCCCUCCUACCGCAAGCGCCCGCCCGGCCGCCAGCCCGACGCGCCGCCGGGGCAAGGAGACAACAACCUUGUGCAAACAGAGAAGCCAGUGAGCCCUCCGCUAGAAGAGGAAAGCGAGGAGGAGCCUACCACUCCGGGAGUGACGUCGGGGCGCGUGGCCACGUGUCACACGGAGGGUUGCGUCGCCGCCGCAGACUACUCCAUACGACGGAAAUGGCUCAUUAAGAUGAGGAGCAGUGUUAAUAAAGUGUUGAAGCUGAAGUGCGACUACCCGGGGCUGCACACGCUGCCGCUGUGCGCCGCCCACCACCGUGCACUCGCGCCGCUCAUGGCCUGCGCGCUGUGUCGCCGCCGCCUCACCAAGCACCACAACCUGCACUUCAUCAACCACGGCUUCCUGGAACUGAACCCGCUCCUGACCCGCGAGGGCGUGCCGGUGCAGUUCAGCGAGCGGCCGGUGCUGUGCAAGGGCUGCCGGUACUACUGCACGCUGCUGCAGCGGCCCGGACACAACGACCACUACGCGCGAGCAUACCGGAGGAAAUUACUACAAGUUUACAACAUAGAAGUCCCACCGGAACCUGAACACGAAGGUGAAGAAAUGACAACACUAGAGGACCCCAACAAUCUAAUCAAACCAAGUAAAAAGAAGCAGAGAACCAAAUCCAAACAGAGAAAGUCCACUGAGCCUGAACAGAGUAGUGAAUCUUCAGAAAAAACUAAUGAGAGCACUCCAGAGAAGGAAAAGAUACACGAUGACAGCGAGCCUUCGAAGGAAUCCACAGCUCUUAGAGAAGAGGAAGAUAUAGAAAGCCUUAUAUCGUCUAAUAAGAUUCUAGUGCCGGGCGCAGUGAAAUCGAACGAGUCGAUGACACAGAGUGACGGGUCUGAGAAUGAAAACGUAUGCGAGUUCGACACACCAUUCCUACAUGUAGAUAAACAGACAGAACUACAGUACCUCCUGCAGAAGCAAAACAACCCCGCACAGUUCCUACCGAAGACGCCGAACUUGACACAAAAACAGAGGAAUAUAAUGAAAAUACAAAACGUUUCGGGUGUACAAAAACCGGGUCAACAACACAGAAUUAGUGAAAAGAAUGCGAAGAAAAUACACAAAAUAGGACAAAUGGCUGUGCAGAAAGACAAAAUACGUAGAGAGGACGAUGACGACAGAUCUCGAGAUGGGAUUCCCAUACUUAAAAAUAUUAACUUGAAUGACGAAUGUACAAUAGAAACAAUACCUAACAAGAGAACUGCAGACAUAAACACACUGAAAAACAAAUGGCAGUUGUCGGAAAGCUUCACUCAAGUUAAGAAGAAUUUGAGUGAGCUUUCAAAGAAGUUGACAAUAGAGAAAGAUCCAAAGAAACCAUCAGAGGCGAAAUAUUCGAAUCCGGUGAAGAGACUAGAAACAAACCCGUCGAUAUCAGUGCGGGAACUGUUCCCGGGAGAGGAAGAAAUGAAUUUACAGUGCAACAUUGAGUUUAACAAUGUUAAAGGUGUAACUCCGGAAGGCUGGGAAAAGUGUAACACAAUGAUCCAGUACGAUGUUGAGACGCGGAAGCUCUGGACGGAGCUGCAAAGGCCUUACGGCAACCAGUCCAGUUUCCUUAGACACUUAAUUUUACUGGAAAAGUAUUUCAGGAGUGGCGACUUGGUUUUGUCUCAUAACGCGUCUCCCCACGCUGCGAAUUACAGCGAUUCUGUCCAAAGUAGGUUACGGGCGUAUGACAAUGUUGUCAACGAUACACCAAGACGGAACGAACCAGCAAUAAGCUUGAUAGAGUUCCGCAAAAAGCCUUCGAUGAACGGUAAGAGUUUACUCAAGUCAAAUCAAAAUGAACCGGAGAAGGAUACUAAGAAAUUCAUGCCCCCGCCGCCGAUGCUUCCAAAACCGAAGGUGGUGAAGGAAAAGCAGAAAUCGAAGCCCUUACCUCCCGAGCUGAUUGCAAUUAAUACUCCUAAUGCGCAAGGAAGGAAGGCGAUCCAAAAUGUGUUACAUAAUAUUCAGCAACUGGUGAAGGGUGUAUCGGCGUCAGAUCCUACUGAGGUCGCCGCCGCGCCUCUUCCGCCUCCCAAGUUUGAAGCACAUAAGGAGAAAAAGGAGAGUCCAAAAACGGAAACUCCCAAAAAGAUAAAGGCUACAAGCAAGCCUUGGAGGCCUACAUUGAUGCCUAUUACACAGGAAAACUUAGCCAAAAUCGCCCGCGAGCCGACACAAGUCGCAGUGGACGGACGAACUCUCCCCAGCCUGGUGCAGGUCAUGUCCUCUGGCAAGCGGUACCACAUCACGCUGCAGGACUACAACAAGAUGUGCAUCAUGAGGCGAGAGAAGCUUCAGCAGCUGCGCGAAGGAGACAAGAAGAGGAACUCCACGGAGGAGACCACGGUCGUCACAGAGAUACAACCCUCAACCAUGCUUGGCAAUGGAGGCACAGUCGUCCAAAACAUUGUCGAAGAGAGACAGGAAAAGAAAGAAGUACCAGAACUAGGACAGAUCGGAAAUGCAGCAACUAUACUGAAGAAUGCUUGCUUGAAGAACAUAACGAUAGCUCCCAUCCCGCCGAAGACGGCGACCGUGACGUCGAUGACGCUCGCGUCGCCUGUGGUGACGUCACCGUCCCUGCUGGUCACGUCCACGCCCAUCAAGAUCCCACAGCUGGGCUCGGCGGUGUCCAUCACGAGCGAGACGGUGCUGACUCCGAACGCGGUGCCGGCGCAGCUGAUGAUGCCCAAGAUCCCCAAGUCGCUGACGGUGAUCCCGCAGACGAUCAUGGGCGGCACGGUGACGACGGCGGUGAGCACGAUGGCGGGCGGAGUGGUCCCCGACCCGCAGCGUCCAUAACGAAGCAUCAUCGUCGUGGUGGUGUAGCGGCGGCGGCGGGCGGCGUCGCGCGCGACCACGUGACCACGGACCAUACUGUACAUUGUAGACAUGCAAUAGUGAGAAGUGAGCCUUAGUAUCUGUACGCGUGUAUAUACUAGUGUUAGUGAGGACGAGCUGUGAAUAUGGAACCGAGCGUUAAAUACAUUACUCUUAAAUUAGGUUUUUAUUUUAUUUUUCAUUAUUUCGUUUGUGCAAAUGAUAUGACGGCCGUGUUGUGGCUUUGUGCGGAUCCCUUUUGUUCAUUUAAAUCUAGACGUGUUAAGGUAUUGGGUCCAAUAAUGGAGCUUACAAUAAUGUCUAAGGAAUCUGACAGAUGAAUUUAAGUUGAGGAAGUUUGAACUCUAUAAUAGUCCAAUAAGCUCCAUUUUAAAGUUUUAUUUCUGAACAAAGACAUUUUAUAAAUAAAUUUCAUAGCCCAUAUUUGUAUUUAAAUGACAGCAUAGCGUGAAUAAAACAUUAAAUUAUUUAUAGAGAUAAUGCUUAGUUCUUUUUAUAUGAACAACUCUGGAGCAUCAUUCUGUCAAUAUGAAAAAAUAAUUAAAUAAAUCAAAAUAUUUAUAUUGAAAACCAAUUUCAUGUUAUUAUUUUUCAUUAAAAUAGGACUAUCAAGAAGAGACUUAGAUAUCUAACAAAAGAAUGAAUAGAAACCAUUCAUAAGUGUUUAAUUUUAGCCAAAAGCCAAUGCAAAAAAAUUCAUUAUGGCUGAAAAAAGUUAAUAACAUAGCAUAUAAAAUUCAACCUUAUCUACUUUCACAUUCGUCUAAUAAUAAAACUAAACACACGUGGUUCCCAUCAGUCCUACUUUUCCUGCUAAGUUAAUAUCACUCGUAAGAAAAUUAUUGAAGGUUGAGUUUCCAUUGAUAUUUCAAUUUUGCUCUUAAUACAGUUCCCAAUGUCCUAUCCUCUAUGUAAUACAUGAGAUAUAAAUAGGAAGUUUCGUUUCUAACUUCAUAGAAUAAUAAGAAUUACUAACAUAUUCAUUCAUUUUCAUCGGCCAAUGCAUCAGUUUUUCACAUUGGUAUCAAAAUUCUCUAGUCAGGCUCUAUUGUGCAUUUAUAAUUUAUUUUUCAAUCCAAAAAAACGCUUCGCCUCGUAUCAUUUGUAUAAAAUAAUCGUAUAACUGUAAAAUAUAGAAUAAUUAGUGAUUAAUUGAAGAUAUCACUCGAUCAUAUUUUUCCAUGGUUAUUAUAUUUAAGGUACAUCCAUAAUUGCACUAAAAGGUAGAUAAAUUAUUUUUACAGCUUAUAGGAAAGGAUUAAACUAAUUGAUCUUGCAACCAAUGUUGGUUACAAUCGAUUAAAACUAAGUUUAUCGAUUAACUAAUCGAAAUUGGUCGCGACGUAGUUAAUGAACCAUUAUCGUAUUAGGCACAAACGUUAAAAAUAUUUUUCCAUUUGUAAUUUCUUUGCGAAUCGUACUCAUGUCGAGAUAUUAAGAGAAAUACAUAUUUUUUGUGUUAAACGUUUACUACAUUGACCGUGUAUAUAGUUCAAGUAUGGUGUAAACAAAUUUAUGUCCGCUUGGAGAAAAAUUUAAACAGAAACAAUAAACAUGAAGUAUUUAAAAGUAAUGGUGAUUUUUGUGCCUGACAAAUUAUAUAACGUGACCUGACCAGAGACUAUAAUAAAUGGACGAUAAAAGCCGCCAUAACAACCCAUGAACUUUAGUAGUUCUUUAUAUAAAUUACAUGGGGCUUUAUUAAGGCAUGUACACAGGCGAGUCUGAGAGAAUACAUUUAGUAUAAGUGAUAAAUGGCUGACAGUAUAUUUUUCACUACAAAAGACUAGUUAACGUCUCAGAACAAUGCUAGUCUAAAAUACUGUGCCAAGCUUAAAUCACUGCCCAUUGCAUUUGACUCAGAAACUAGCCAAUUCAAAUAAGGAAAGCUAACGUCAUAAUUACAACUGGCGUCAUUUCCGUGUAACAAGUCAAUUGACCCCAAGAGUUGGUAAUAUUUGUGCCUCGACCGAGGAUAUAUUUUUUAUAGACUCUGGAACAGGUGUACCACUGUAAAUAAUUCAUUAUAGCGCUAAAAAUGAGAAAUUCUGACGAUUUUUAUAUAUCUCUUGAUGGCUCACGGUUGAAAUUUUGUCCGUCUGUUUGUUGACUUUGACGUUUGGUUGGUGUAAUUAGGACAUUGCUCUUAUAUAGUGGCGAAAACGUACUAAAGGGUGGGUUGUAGAGUGUAGACCGAAUAAAUAUAUGGUAUUACUAAGCGUACAAUUUAUGAGCUUUUACAAAACUUGUUACGUUUGAUAAUUUACGGCUUGAAAUAGGAUCAUAAUAGAAUCGUUCACGUAAUAAUUUUAUAGAUUUUCAAUUGCAUUAGAUUUUCUUUUUUCUCAUAAUUAAUAUACUUGGAAUGUUGAAGAUGUUUUAGUUUUGUAGUAAGAAAUACCCGGAAUACACCUUUUUGACCAAGCGGUUCAAUUUACAAACUGUCCGAAGUGUAAACAACUCAAUGGCAUAAAUGGUCUUAUGUGACAUUCGCAUAGGUUUCCUAUAAACUAGUUUAUAUUUUAAUUAUUUUAUUUUAGAACCUACGGGCUACUUCAAUAACUGCCUGUAUUUCCGCAGUAAAUACAUAUUAAGCGUUAGGCAACAAAUUAGACAUAGAGAUUUCCAUGUUCAGAUAUAAUUAAUAAGAAUUUAUAAAUGUUCAAAUUGAAACAGCAAUAUUAAAAUCUAAGACAUAAAGUACUUACAAACAGCAAUAAAGAUGGCGUCCAUCAUGUUUUAUCGUUGUUCCCGCCAUAAUUGUUAAAUUCAUGUUUACCCUAAUGUCCACGUCAAAGUGUACGAACCGACGGACGGUUGUGUUAAAAUAUUAUAUAAUCUAUAUUGUUGAAGAAUUAGUAUUUUAUUUUUGUCCAAUAACAGAAAGUUAAAGAUAAUGUACAGUAAACUGCCGAUUUGUUAAGGCGAUGUUUCUUACCCGAUUGCACGAAAGGAUGUUUUCACGCAACAAAAGUAGUUUUUUUGUCCGCUUUUGCUGACAUAAUUAUAUUUUAUUACGAUUGCAGAUUUAAAGUGCGAAAUAAAAUGAAAAAAAUUACUAAACAGACUAUCCUACAGCUACAAACUUGCAUAAUUUUUUUCUUGAUUCAACUAUCUGUGACGUGAAUUUAAUUCUGCGUCAAGAAUUUCAAAAACAUUUUUCAUUGUAAGUCACACACGUCAAUACUAAUUAAUAGUAUUUUAUAUUAGAAACAUAUAUUAAAUCUUUUCUAUUACGGUUGAUUAAUGUUUUAUCGAGAUUGGCAAAUUUUUUGUUAAGCAUGUUUACUGUUUAGGUAAGGUUUGUUAAUUUUUUGACGCAGAAAAUUUUAGUAUUAUAAAAUUGUUUAAUUUUUGCAGAAUUUGAAACCACUUUCGUUGCAAUUUUUAAAAACCAACGGCCUAUUGUUGAUUUUAUUUUCGAAAUUUGACGUAAUUUAUGGAUCUUAUCAAGAUUAGGUUUUUUACAAUUCAAGCAAUAGAUUUGAACAAGUGUCAAUUACAAAGCAUUCACAUUUCUCCGUUUUCACAGGUAAAGGAACCAGAAUGUUCAGCCAAAAUGUAAAAAACAUUGCUUUAACAAAUCACAAUUCAAUGUUAUACUUGCUAGUGUUGUAAUUUGAAAGAAUCAUAAAAAAACAUUGUUGUAUCAUUUUUAUAUGUUCGUAUAUAUGAAGGGGCCGCGUUGGAAAAUAGGCUGCACAUAGCCCAGAAGUUUAGUUUAUCUCCAAAGAUAGCCUGGUAGUAUACAAUAUUAUUUAGUUUUUACGUUGGGCACGUUACUUUACACGUGCUAAAGGUAUGAAUUUGUGUAAUAAACAUAUCCUUAUCUCAUGA